Entamoeba invadens IP1 is the source of this 372-nucleotide messenger RNA. RefSeq lists its product as hypothetical. The transcript has a single exon. NCBI's taxonomy places the organism in Eukaryota, Evosea, Mastigamoebida, Endamoebidae. The record is from RefSeq and is a predicted model, not a curated record. The annotation marks the transcript as partial.
GUCGAACAGCCUCAGACCGAACAAAGAGAAGAACCAUCUCCACAAAACACCCAACAAAAUAUCCCAAACCCACAACAAAAUCAACAAGGCGGCCUUUCGGGAUUACUCAGUGGAUUACUUAGUAACCCGGCUAUUCAACAAAUGGCACAGUCGAUGAUGAGUAACCCCGCGAUGAUGUCAAUGGCACAAAAUAUGAUGAACAACCCAAAUAUGAUGAAUAUGGCACAAAGCAUGAUGGGAAACGCUAACCUCAACGACCUUGCAAACAACCCACAAGUUCAGCAAAUGGCUCAACAGAUGGCAAAUAGCCAGAACACUCAGAAUCAUGACACACAGCAACAAGGUGACCCUAAAGACAAAGAAGAAAUAUAA